AUGGACUUCGAUUCAAGAUUCACAUCUGCCUUAACAGGCCUGACAUCGGUGGAUCCUGAUUCUGUACAAUUUCUGAUGUUUACGGAUGACGACAUUAAAAAACUUAGUGUUGCCAAAAUAACUAACACUGUAUCAUUUGACGCUAUGGGCAAUCCCAAUAAAGGAGGAUUAUAUGACCCGGCUCUUGGACCCCUCAGGGAGAGAAAUGAUUUUUGUGCCACUUGCUCCAAUUCUUUAUUACACUGCCCAGGACAUUUUGGACAUAUAGAAUUACCCCUAACUGUUGUGAAUCCAGUAUUCAUCAAAAAUAUCUACACAAUAUUUCGUAUAUCAUGUCUUACUUGUUUCAAAAUACAAAUGGAUGAUAGAAUGAAGUUUAUUCUCAAAUUACAACUGGAAUUGAUUGAUGCUGGUCAUGUUACCGCUGCACUGGACCUGGAAAAUUAUGUGGGUGAUGUUAAAGAGUACAGAAAUGAAUCAUCACCUGAAAAACCAAAUAAAGUUAUAAGAAAAUACCAAAAACUGCUUAAACACAAGGAUCCUGUGUUUGAAACAUUUCAAAAUAAGAAUACUGACAAACUAAGAACGAAAAUCAUCAACCAUUAUUUCAAAGCAUUGAGUGUAUCAAAAUUAUGUAUGUAUUGUAAGAAUAGAUUAAUUAAAGUAACAACAUCCGAUGGAAAAAUAAUGUAUAACAUGAGUGCUGAUAAAGGUGCUAAAGGUGUUAAAAUAUUAAUGCCGGAUGAUUUGAAAAGAUAUUGUAGGGCUAUAGAACAGAAGGAUUCAGAUAUCUUAGUACACUGUGUGCCUAUAUUGAAAUAUAUUAAUAUUAAUCCAGUUACUGAUAUCUUUUUCAUGCAAGUUGUACCUGUACUGCCACCGGUUGUUAGGCCCUGUAAUGUAUUGCGUGGAGAAUUGAUGGAACAUCCACAAACCAAUGUGUAUAAAGGCAUCCUACAAUCUGCUUAUAGUGCAAGAGCCGUUCUACAAGUACUAAUGACGCCUCAACAUCAGAAAGCUAUUGAUGGCUUAGAGCAGCAGCCAAGGCAAGCCUAUGAAAGUGUUAUGGGUGAAACCCCAGCUGAAAAACUGCAUACAGUGUGGCAAGACCUUCAAAAACAUAUCAACUAUCUAUUAACAUGUGAAGGACAAGGUACUACAAGUCAAGGAUUAAAACAUAUACUGGAAAAGAAAACUGGAGUCAUAAGAAUGCAUAUGAUGGGUAAAAGAGUGAACUUCGCCGCUAGGUCUGUAAUCACACCUGAUCCCAAUGUAGAUAUUGACGAAAUAGGUAUCCCUGAUGCAUUCGCCACUAAACUGACAUACCCAGUUCCCGUCACAGAAUGGAAUGUUGAUGAAUUAAGGAAAAUGGUAAUUAAUGGACCAAAUGUCCAUCCCGGAGCUGAAAAAUUAGAAGUGAAAAAUGGAAGAAUAAUUAGAAUACCACCAGACUCAAUAGAGAAAAGAAAAAGCCUUGCAAAGAAACUGUUAACACCAGAUGAGUAUAAAUCGUCGGGAUUGAAAAUUGUUCAUAGACAUUUAGUGAAUGGGGAUGUUUUAAUACUCAAUCGUCAACCAUCACUCCACAAGCCGAGUAUGAUGGCACAUAGAGCGAGGAUACUCAAAGGAGAAAAAACUCUAAGGCUUCAUUAUGCUAACUGUAAAUCAUACAAUGCUGACUUUGAUGGUGAUGAAAUGAACGCACAUUUCCCGCAAAAUGAAAUCGCUAGAAGUGAAGCCUACAAUAUCAUGUCUGUGAGGAAACAAUAUCUCGUUCCCAAAGACGGAACUCCUUUAAGCGGUUUGAUUCAGGAUCACGUUAUUGCUGGAGUGAGGAUGUCACUUAGAGGCACGUUUUUCAAUAAAACGGAUUACCAACAGCUUGUAUUCCAAGCACUUUCAAGUCAUAAAGGGGAAAUAAAAUUGCUACCACCAACAAUUUUAAAACCAGCAGUGCUGUGGUCUGGGAAACAAGUUAUGUCGACAAUAAUUAUCAACACUAUACCUAAAGGGAAACCUUAUUUAUCAUUAGAAGGGAAAGCCAAAAUUAGUGCUAAAGCUUGGCAAAAAGAAGCUCCUAGGCCAUGGAAGGCCGGUGGUACACCAUUUAAAAAUCCAAACACCAUGACAGAAGCAGAAGUUAUUAUUAGGAAAGGUGAACUUGUGAGUGGUGUAUUAGAUAAGACUCACUAUGGGGCUACACCAUACGGUUUGGUCCAUUGUAUGUAUGAACUAUAUGGGGGAGACAGUUCAAGUGCUCUCCUUAGUUCCUUUUCUAAAGUCUUUACAUUUUAUCUGCAAUGGAUAGGUUUUACGUUAGGCGUAAAAGAUAUUUUGGUGGUUGAUGAAGCUAACAAAAAACGUGAUGAAAUUAUAAGUUUGGUUCGAGAAGCUGGCAGAGUAGCGGCUGUGAAAGCAACAGAAGUUCCAGCGGACGUAGAGGAACAAAAAUUGAAAGAUGUAAUAUCUGAAAUGUUAACUAAAGAUCCUAAAUUCCGCGCAAAUCUUGACAGGCAGUAUAAAAAUAUGUUAGAUUCGUAUACAAAUAAUAUAAAUACUGUAUGUUUAUCUGAAGGAUUAUUGGAAAAGUUCCCAUCAAAUAAUUUACAACUCAUGGUGCAGUCGGGAGCAAAAGGUUCGACUGUCAAUACUAUGCAAAUUUCAUGUUUACUUGGACAGAUAGAAUUAGAAGGCAAAAGACCGCCGUUAAUGAUAUCUGGUAGAUCACUGCCAAGCUUUCCUCCGUAUGAUGUCUCUCCUAGAGCGGGAGGUUUCAUCGAUGGUCGAUUCAUGACUGGAAUACAACCACAAGAGUUCUUCUUCCAUUGUAUGGCCGGUAGAGAAGGUCUUAUUGAUACUGCUGUUAAAACAAGUCGUUCCGGGUACUUGCAGAGAUGUUUGAUUAAGCAUUUGGAAGGUUUGAGUGUAGCUUAUGACCAUACCGUCAGGGACGCCGAUAGUAGCAUUAUACAGUUCGCUUAUGGCGAAGACGGUCUUGAUAUUCUUAAAUGCCAGUUCUUAAAGGAUGGACAAUUCAAGUUCUUGGAUGAAAAUUCUAGUGCUGUAGUUGGAAAGUCCGUGAUCAAAAAACUAAAAGACGAAACCGAUACGAAGAUUAUAGCUAAAGCUCAAAAAUCAUUGAAAAAGUGGAAGAAGAAAAAUGGAAGUCCGUUCGAGAAGAUUCGAACAAGCGGUUUUGCGAAGUUUUCUUCAUUAGUUAGAAAGGACAUAGUUCUUGAUGAUUUACCUACAGAUCAAACAAGAGAUCCUUAUUAUUGGGAAUUAGAAAAAAUGUGGCGGGAAUUGGACGAGGAAGAAAGACAACAAUACUACAGAAAACCUUGUCCCGACCCAAUCCCCAGCAAACUAUCACCUGAAUACAAAUUUGGAACAAUUAAUGAACAGUUGGACGGUAUUAUUCAAAAUUAUUUGAAAAAUCGAACAGAAUCUAGUUACAACGAGUACACAGAAAAGGAUAAGUUUUUAGAAGUAAUGAGCGCUAAAUAUUUAGAAUCUAUGGCUGCUCCCGGAGAACCAGUCGGCUUGUUAGCGGCUCAAUCUAUUGGUGAGCCUUCCACGCAAAUGACAUUGAACACUUUCCAUUUCGCUGGUAGAGGAGACAUGAACGUAACUUUAGGUAUACCACGAUUGAGAGAAAUUUUAAUGACAGCAUCAGCUCAAUUGAAAACUCCAAAUAUGGACAUACCCUUCUUACCAAAUAUAGCAGAUUUAAACAAAAAAGCUGAGAAGUUGAGGCAAAAAAUGAACAGAGUUACGGUGUCGGACGUUUUGGAAAAGAUUGAAGUUCAAUGCGAAAUUGUUACAAAGCCCGAACGGCAGUUGAAGACGACGAUGCGUUUCGUUUUUCUACCGUUAUCUCAAUAUAAAACGCAAUAUGCUGUGAAGCCACCGCAAAUAAUAAAACACAUGGAGAAUAAAUUCUUCAACGAGAUGUUUUCAGUUAUCCGUAAACAGGCUAAGAGUACUUGUGGGGUUUUGUGGGCUGCGGAGAAGGAGAAGAAACGUCGCGUGGCUGAUGAUGAAGAGGAUGAAGACAACUCUCCCGAGGUUGAGGAGCGACAAGGACAGGACCUGGACAGCUCGGACGAUGAAGGGCCUAAUGAUGAUGAAGAUAAUACAGACGUAAGAAUCCGCAAAAAACGUUCCGAAGAACAAGAAUACGAAGAUCCAGAAUCAGAAGAGGAAGAGAAAUCUGAUGACGAAAUGGAAAUAGAUGAAAAUAUAAAAGACAAAGACGAUGACCUUGAAAUGAUCGAAGAAGUAAACGAGGAAGAUGCAAAGACCAUGGAAAAAGUAGUUGGAAAAUUAAACAACGCGUCAAACUAUACCUUUGACACCAAGAACCAUAAGUGGUGUGAAUUAACCGUGUUCUUCCCGAUAGCAUUCUUGAGGGUAGACCUUUCCCAAGCCUUACGUGACGCAGCCAAGCAUUCAGUCAUAUACGAAAUCAAGCACAUCAAACGGGCCAUCACUAACAAGGAAAAAGACGUCCUAUAUCUGAAAACUGAAGGGAUCAAUAUAGUACAAAUGUUCAAAUACAGUCACCUCUUAGAUAUGAACAAAUUAUACACGAACGAUAUCCACGCCAUCGCAAAUACAUACGGCAUUGAAGCAGCAAAUAAAGUUAUAAUCAAAGAAAUUCAGAACGUGUUCAAUGUGUACGGAAUCACAGUAGAUCCGCGACAUUUGACGCUAGUAGCAGAUUAUAUGACGUACAAUGGAAUAUUUGAGCCUAUGAGUAGGAAGGGAAUGGAAGCCUCAACUUCUCCUUUACAGCAAAUGUCUUUUGAAUCGUCUCUGAUAUUCUUGAAGGAGGCUGUGUUGAACUCUAAGAAAGAUUUCAUCAGAUCGGCGUCAAGUUGUCUCAUGCUGGGUCAGCCGUGCCGAGCCGGCACUGGUUCCUUCAGUUUACAGCAUUUCAGUAAAGUUGUCAGUUAA
Molecule: messenger RNA, 4959 nt
Organism: Danaus chrysippus (African queen)
Lineage: Eukaryota; Metazoa; Arthropoda; Insecta; Lepidoptera; Nymphalidae
Source: the annotation of a GenBank genome assembly